Messenger RNA from Malania oleifera, 333 nucleotides. RefSeq lists its product as uncharacterized. The coding region runs from base 1 to 333 and encodes 110 amino acids. NCBI's taxonomy places the organism in Eukaryota, Viridiplantae, Streptophyta, Magnoliopsida, Santalales, Ximeniaceae. The transcript has a single exon. The record is from RefSeq and is a predicted model, not a curated record.
AUGACUUUCAAUCCCUUGGCUGUUAUUCUUAAAGAAAAAAAACUGGUUGGACCUAAUUAUAUUUACUGGAAAAGGAUCUUGGAUAUUAUACUAACUGCAAAGGAGUACAAGUUUGUGCUCGUAGAGGUAUGUCCACAGAAACCCGGUGAAGGGGCAACCGAUGAGGAAACCCAAGCUUACCAAAAGUUGAUUAAGCCUGAUGAGAUGGUGCGGUGUUACAUAUUGGCAUCUAUGUCGAAUGUUCUGCAACAUCAGUAUCAGUCUAUGCCUUCGGCCUAUGAUAUAAUGCAAAAUCUCAAAGAAAUUUUUGGGGGAUCAAAAUCGUGCUGCUAG